AACAGUACAACCCCUUUCACACGCGCGGAGUACGCGGCCGCGUGAAGUGUGCUUCCACGCGAUACUCGAGAAUGCUGUCUCUGGAUCGCGGUUGUCCGCCGUGCACUUCAGUGAUUUUUCACAAGUGUGAUCUCCGGAAAGGAAUAAUGAACGUAUUACAACGCAAACUCGAACUCUACGCGCGAAAAUAAUUAUGUGACAGCGUGUCGAAAGUUAACUUGCGGUAGAGAACAUAAUGCUAAAAACGGAGGGGCAAAAGUUAACUCGCCCUCGAGGAUUGUUUCCGAAAGUAGCAAAAACCACGAAUUUUUUCGUUCUAGAAAUGAGUGCAUCACUGCCGAAAAAGUCGUUUGAUCUGUGAUCGAUAAGUACUCGCAGAAACAUGACGUGUUCAACAAUCUUGUGAUUAUCUGUGUUCUCAGAAUGCCCCUCGUAGGAGCAUGGUUUAAAGCGUGGGUUUAUUUGGGGCUUGUUUGCGGUUGGGGCGAAGGCGCGCGGCCACGUUUCGACACAUCCACGGAUAUGGGACUGGUGUUGGUGCCGGCCGACGCCGAAGUCGAUUCCGUGAUUUUCCGAUUACGCGCCACCGACCAGGACGCGGACUUCCCUCUCGUGUUUGAAGUAGUCGCAACGAUUACGCCCGUCGUGAGAAUCGACAACUUACCGUGCACGUUGUACAAUAAAGUCUGCCAGGCUAAUGUAAUUUUAACGAAACGCCUUAUGCCUGGGCGUCUUCACGAUUUCGCCGUCAGGGUGCGGGAUACCAAGGGAGACUCAAAUUCGAUGCAGGCUACCAUCUCCGCAACGAACGCCACGACGUCGCGUGAUAAAAUAUUCCCUCACAUUCCUUCCCUGAUAAUGAUACCCGAGGACGCUAAACCAGGCAGGGAAUUAGAUUACCUUCUCGUACGAGCCAACUCCUGGAGCGGCAAGCCAGUUUACAUCGAAUUAUGGCAACCGAAAGAACUUUUCACUAUUCGGCAGCGACAGACGCCCACGCAGACGCGCGGGGUCAUUACGUUGAUCGGCGAGCUGGACUUCGAGACGCAAUCGAUGUACACCCUCACCAUUUACGCGACGGAUCCUUACACGGAGUCUGGAAAGGAUACCAGGAAUAUUGCGGGACUAAAUAUCGUCGUCAUCGUGCAGGACGUGCAGGACGUGCCGCCAAUUUUCACCCUAGCACCCCCUUUAACCAGGCUUAACAAUUCCGUGCAAAUCGGAGACGUAAUAUUACGAGUUCACGCGGAAGACGGAGACAAGGGAGUGCCGCGUGAAAUCACGUACGGCCUGGUGUCCGAAGGCAACCCCUUCAUACCUUUCUUCAACAUUUCGGAAGCAACCGGUGAGAUCGUUCUCGCUAAGCCUUUAGAGGAGCUCACACAAAUUACUCACGUUGGCGCACCGGUCGUGCUCACCGUCGUCGCUGAAGAAAUACGGAGAUCUAGGGACGAGCCGCCGGCUCAGGCGACGGUCGUCGACGUCGGUUUCCUUCUUGGAGAGCCAGGCAAUAGCCCGCCGUAUUUUGAGAAUGAUAACUACGUCGCAACGAUACCAGAGAAUCUGGAGCCGGGUACCGUGAUAAUGUUCCCCGAGCAAUAUUCGCCCAGAGUCCGCGAUGAGGAUAUCGGUAAGGCCGGUGUCUUCGCGUUGAAGCUACAGAAUAACAAUGGCACGUUCGAAAUCAAUCCGACAGUUGCCGAAAGAACGGCGGACUUUAUUCUCAUGGUACGAGACAACGCGCUCAUCGAUUACGAGAUGCACGAAAGUUUGUCUUUUAAGAUUAUCGCUCAAGAAGUUGGCCCAGCGACAAAUCUGUCGGCGACAGCAGCGGUCGUAAUAUUUAUACAAGAUGUGAACGAUAACGCGCCGGUCUUUGACGAGGAAUCUUACGAAGUUACGUUAUCCGAAAAUAUCACCGCUGGGACACGAGUGAUUCAAGUACAUGCAACCGACAAAGAUACCGGACUUUUCGGCAGCAUUCGUUAUACAGGAAUAACAGGACGAGGUAGCGACGCUCUCGCGAUAGACGCCGAUACGGGAUUAAUCACGGUCGCGAUGGGAUCGUCUUUGGACCGUGAAAUGGCAGCGCAGUUACAAUUAACUAUAAACGCGCGCGAUGAAAACGGCAAAGGUAACACGGGCGUAGCACCUUUGAUAGUGAAUUUGCUGGACGUGAAUGACAACGCGCCGAUUUUUGAGAAAGAUGCCUACGAGUUUACAUUGAAUUCCGAUCUGACAAAUUUUUCAACGGCCGCCUUUAUAAAGGCCGUUGACGCCGACGCCGAAUCGCCGAACAACGAAAUUCGCUACGAACUGAUUCACGGAAAUUAUGAAAAUAAAUUUUAUUUGAACGAGAUUACCGGACAACUAAUAUUGCUGUCGCCCAUCACGAAGUUCAGGCGGAAGAAACAGAGCGUCUACGACAAUUUUUCGAGGAAACUACACAGGGGAACAGAGACUUCUCAACCGGAACUCGUAACACAUGAGACUGCAAGAACAACGGCGUCUGCGGAUGUUGCCGUUUCAACGGAGAGCAUCGCGAGUGAAGCUGAAUUGAAACGCCAAGUCGGCGAGAUAAAAAGGCACCGAAGAAAACGAGCGGAAGCCGAUGUCUUAUACACUUUAACUGCCAGGGCGUAUGAUCUUGGUGUACCUCAUCUCGCGAGCGAGACAGAGAUCUCCGUCGUCAGGGGAACUGCCAUGGAAGCUCGCAUAAUGAUGUUCGUCGUGCCCGGAGAACGUCCGAAUUUAACGAAAACCACGGAGACGUUAGCCACUAUCACUGGCGGACGAAUUACCGUGCUGGAUACACGUCCUUACGUGCCGGAUAAUAAAACUGGCGUGACUGCCCCGGCGGCAGAAAAAAGAACGAUCGUGGUAGCGCGCGUCGAACAGACCGAAAUCGGCACCCCUUUGGUGGACGUGGAAAAAAUUCGUAACACAUUAGCCGCGAAUGGGGUGGGCAUCAUCGGCGGCGCAGGCACUGCCAAUGGGUCUAUGACGUACUACGAGACUACCACGAAACUUCCAAUCGAUGGAGCAAUUCACGAUGGGGGAGAUAGCGCGGGGACCUACGUAAACAAAACGAUCAGCAGUGUUCACGAGGAAGUAACUGUGUACAGAGCGGAGAAUAAACUACUGUUCUGGUUACUGAUUAUUCUGGGCCUGCUAAUGCUGCUGGCUAUCGCGGCGCUCAUCAUUUGUUGCAUCUGUCCAGGCUGCCCAUUUUACAUGGCGCCCAGAAAGCGCAGAGUUUACUCGUCAGAGACGCUCGUCGCCCGAUCCGACGGUCGACCGAAACGUCACGUUCAUCGAAAGCCAAUGGCUACAAUCGACAUCACAUCGAACGGAAAGAAACAAGCCUGGAGUGCGGACCCAACUCGAAGAAACUGGCAAUUCAAUCGACGGAAUACGAAGAACGGUGGCUUAGCGUCACUCCCUGGUGACGUCGUGUACAUCUCGGAGCGUCCUCCAAUCGACCAAGCAAACGUGGAAUCGCUGAGACUACGCGACGGCCCGGCUUACGAUCCAUCGAGGAGAAGGAGAUUCGAAGAGCAAGAGAAAAUGUACGUAGAGGAUGUCGAGGAGAGGAAGGCUAGGGAUUACGACACGGACGCAGAUUCCCUGCAACGACACGAAAUCGAGCGCGGUUCGGACAGUCAGCGUCAGGCUUACAGACAUAGAUACGUCGACCCUGAAUUGAACGAGACAGCGAUAAGAGAGCAACAUUUCUACCGCGACGGUAACGCGGAGGUGCUGCAAUUAGUAACGCGCGGACAAGUGGAGGACAGAAGCCAACACCGCCACUAUCCGGCGACUUUCAUAGUGGACGGCAAGGACGUACUUCUGCAGCGGUUCAUGCAGGAUCAGAAAGCGCGGUACGAGCAGCCGAUGCAGGAAACCGAGGCGAUACGCACCAUCGACUCUCACCAGCGCUCGAGGAAUUUGUAUCAGCACAAACAGGAGAUUCUCCUCUUGCCGGAGGAACUGGGGGAAAUUAGGCGUCAACGUGCGGAAGAGUUGGAAAUCGGCGCGCAAAAGUUGGCAAUGGACGACGAAUACACGGGGCAACACAUGGACGUGGAGUCGCAGAUGCGGGACGUUCGCCGCCAAGAGAUCUCGACAAACGUGACCGGGAUUACGUCCAAGGACAGGCCGUCGAUCGUCAAAGACCAGGCGCAAUCGACGGCGGCGCAGUCGUACGCGUUUCACGACCUGGAGCUGGCGAGACAGAACGCUCUAUUGACGAGGCUGCUGUUGGAGAGGGAAUCCAGGCACGCCGCUGGCGUGAUGAUGGACGCCGCGAGUUACUUGGAGACUCAAAGUCUUCCGGGGCAAGUGGCAAUCGCGACGCAGACUGACAGAGCCGCCGCGACACAGACGGAACGACACAUCCGGAGCAGGAGUGACAACGACGAGUCCGACGAGGAUACGCGCAGCCGAAAGAGGAUGAAGAAACGUCACGGCGAGAGCGAAUCGAGAACGCGGACUUUAUGGAUGAAAACACCCAUCGAGGAAGAGGAGGGCCCGUGUUUCGAUAAGCGACUGAGCACCUUGAGAAAGAAAGUGCAGGACGUGAAGGAGGGACGAAAGGUGUCCUUGGAGCCUGAAGUGCUGCGGGAAAUCUCAGAUUCUCUCGACGAGAAUGGCAGCACUUACCGCGAGAAGGGGAGAAAGUCAACGAAAACUUGUCAACGGUACACGGAAGAGAGCAGCGUCGGAUACAAAGUACUGGGCGAAGAGAAAAACGGUUCCUCCUCGUCGACAGAGGUGUGUAAGAAACGUGAGAAAUCUUCCGGUGAGAAAAGAAUGGAGAGCUUGUCGUCACCGGAAGUAAGCGUCGACAACGGACAAUAUAUUCGCGAAACGACGGAGAAGAAAAGUUCGAGGAAAGAGAGUAGAGUCAAGAAGCAAAAGAAGGUAGAAUCCGUGAUAAAACCUAGCUUUCGCGUUUUGGAGAGAGAGAUCACGAUGCUGACGAGGAAACUGAGUAAACUCGCUGACAAAAAGGUGCCGCAGACCACCGAGUCCGAAAGUACGAGCCAGGAAAAAUCGAAAACAUCCAAGGACUCGAAAAAAGAUUCGGAUCAGAGUACAUCCAAGAAAGAAGGAGACUCGAAGAAACACAGGCGGUUCGAGACCUCGCCAAGUAUAUCGAAAGAGACGAAGAGAGAAAAGUUUAAGUACCAGCAACCGCAGGUAAUGAGCCCCGGCAGUUCCGAGUACGAGUACGCGUUCGAGAAAUCGAACAAGUCGAAACUGGCUUCUCGUCAAGAAGCUGCGAAGCACAAGCAGACAAGUGGUCACGCAAAGCUUAAGAGGCAAACGCAGAUUGAACGCAAGAAGCAGAUCGUCCCGCAGGAUCGAGAGCUCGAGAAGCGCGCAAGUGCCGCGAGCAAAGAAAGCGGCAGGCCGAAGACUGAGAAGACUGCCAAAAUGUCGCGUGCGCAAAAGUUGGCAGCGAUUGGUCGUAGGGAGCACGUUCACAUCUCGGAGGAACGGAGCACGAGUACAAGUUCCGAUCGUGUGAAUGGCAAGAAGGACUCGAUUACCAGUCGAGACACCGACCAAAAAACUACAGGGUACUCAGAGUUGAGUCAUACGUGUCAGCGAACAUCGAAACGGCGGCUGGAUCACGCGAGCGAGAAAUUUUCCGACGAUUUCGUAACAGAGCCGCGGAGAAGAGACAUCGACCAUCAAAGCGCGCUUUACUCAGCAAUCGACAGAAACGCGGACAAGGAAGACACUGCGAGCGGCAAAGGAGAUGCCGAAGUAAUACAGCAAUUUUCUGACGAUUUUACACCGGAACCACAGACAGUAGAACUGGAACAUCAAACGCAAGCUGCUGUCGAAAGUGAGAUUUUCGAGAGCAACGGGCAAAGUGUACAACUUGAUUUUGGUAAAGAACGAGUGAGUCCGAAGGAAGCCGCUGUUAUAACUGAAAGUGAAGAACAAGGUGUAUCUCAUGACUUUGGCAAAGAGCAUUUGACGCUGAAGGAAGCUGCUGAAGAUGCCGCAGUUCUUCACAUUCUGGAAGAUACGCAGUUCAAAGGUGAGACAAUAUUAGACGCUACAAGCAAAGAACAAUCUAAAUCGUUCGAAGUCUCCGGUAAAGAGUCGGAUGACAGCAGCAAGAGAACAAUUUCUCCAGAUCCUCCUGCUCUGAAAACCUCAGAAGAAACGGAGAAACUGCCAUCUUACGGUGACAAAAGCGCUGUCGAAAGGAGAAUAGCUUAUAUGUCCGGAAAGCAUAAAGAAGCGGCAGAAGAAUCUUCCUACGAAACCGAAAAGGAGAUGUUAGAAAAGGAAGUGUUAGAAAUUAUUCCGGAAAAAGAACAUGAAUUCCAAGCAUUAAGAGAUGCCGGAGAGACUGCGAGAGAAGAAGCGAAUAUUCUGGACGAGCACAUGGAGGGUUUGAAAGAAUCAACUGCAACGGAGCACAUUGAAGGAGAACGUAAGGAAAAUGAGUUAUAUAGUGACCUCGCUUCAUUACCAUCGGAAAUAGAAGAUUCAAAAGACAUUGAAUAUGUUACACUACAUUCAAGCGAAGAAGACAAAACUGUAGAAUUGUAUAAAACUGAAAGCGAUCAGAGAGAAGAAUUAAGUCCAGAAUCAAAGAAGCGUGUCGAGAAGGAAAUUUCUGCGACAAAAGAUGCGAGAGAUAUCGAACAAAAGAUUGUACAAGAUUUAACGCAGAGAGGAAAUGAAGAGGUGCCGUUACGUGAAAUUGAAAGUGACGCAGAAAGAUCGAAGGAAUAUGCAAUUCAGGAAUUCGUCGCGGAGGAAAGGGAAGAAUCGUCAGCUGAAGCGUUUGAAGAACCGUCCGAUAUCAGUCCAUCUCUAACAGAUGACACCAGAAAUGUAAAUGGCACUCAGAGGGCGUUUGCAAUCGACGAUGCCACGUUACCGUACAUCGACGAAACUAGUGACGAAGCGUCAAAAUCAGAUCACGAUUUGACUCAGUCUGAGUUCACCGAACUGCCAGAUAUUAUGAAGAAACCGACCGACGAAGAUGAAGCGGAGCGUUUAAGCGAUGAUCUCAAGACGGAAAUCGAAAGCCAUGAAACUAAGGAAGGAUCGCACGUAUCUCCUAAAAACAUGUCUGACGUUGACGAAGUUAAACGGGAGAAAAUUGACGAGGACAAAUCUCUCGCGCCUUUAACGGAUGCUACUUCCAGAGAGGAGGUUAUUAAAGAACGAUCACAAGUCGAGCAUGCAAAGGAGAAAGAAGAACCAGAACUCGAGGAACACGAAGAAAGAACGGAAGAAGUAUCUACGUCAAAGGGUAGGCCCGACGAAGAAACACUCGAUAAGGAAUCUUCUGUCGAUCAGUUGCCGAAAGAUACGAGUCCGCAAGAACCGGCUGUGAGUGAGCCAGAGAAAACGGACAGUUUCGUGAUAAUCUCUGAGAGCGCAGCGGUCGCAGAGCCACGAGACAGAGGAGAGCAACAGGCAGACGUAAGCGUUCCAAUUUUUAGCAGCUUUAUUGAUGAUACACUUGAUGUUUCGGAGGAGAGCGACUCAUCCAGUGAUGUUUCCAGGAAAACAACGCUGUCCACGAGACCCUAUGAUACUCCGCGCAAUCGGCAAAAGUGGCAGCAACAAGAGAGCAUUGAAAUAGCGGGAAUGUCCGGCGUACGAACGCUCGAAGAUGGCGGAGACGCGAGGGUAGAAAUCGAACCGGAAGAGGAUACAGAUAGCAAUUUAUCGCUCGAUGAAACUGAGAGGACGGAAGGUUCGACCACAACCGAGACAACGAGCGAAUUAAAGGAAGUCGCCGCUGCGUCGGAAGAGAUUUCUUCCGGCGUUGAAGCAGUUCCGUCCGAUUUACCGGGGAGAAACGGCGAAGACGCGACGGACAGAGAUUUCGAGUCGAAAACCGAAAUUGAAGAACUAGACACUGAUAUAAAAUCAGAGAUAAAAAAUUUGUUGUCGACAAUUCAAGACAUAGUUCCGUUGACUCUCAGUAUUAAAGAACUAAACGGCACGCCAAAGGAAGACACUGAUGUAAUUCCGGUGACAAAGAAAGACGUGGAAUCUAAGAGCGAGACAGCUCGUAAAAAAAUCCAAGAGAUUUCGAAAUCUGCGAAAGAAAGUGCUAAAAGUGAAACUAAAUUGCCUUCAAGCAAGUCUGAGCAAGUGGAAGAAGAUAAAACGAAAGCUGAAGUCGCCGAGAUAUACAAAACAAGAAUUAGAGAUAGCGACAAAAUAAGAAGUGAAAAGAGUAAUAUACCGUUAACUUCGGAGAAGUAUAUUGCAAGAGCUGUAUCUUCCGAACGUUUCGUGAAGAAGACAAAGAAAGUCGAGCGACCGAAGGCGCCUUCUCCCUGGGAGAGAAAACGCGUUCCCGACAAGCCGGAAGAAAAAGCUACGCCAAGUUAUUCGCAGCGUCGACCUCGCAAGUUUACCGACGGCGAUUCGGAGAAGCGAGCGAGAGCUGUCGAAUCGCAGAGACGAUCGCCGAGGAGGGAAGAGGAGCGCCAGCGGAAACAAUUAACGCCCAAGUCGAAGCUCAAGGCAGACAAGAGGUCUGCAAUUUUCCCGAAAACCGGCGAGAUCGAUACGAGUAAGACGCGAUCGAAGUACAUGGCUUGGUACGACAAGAAACGCGAGGAGUCGGAGAAGAAGAGGAAAGCGGCGGACGAUGAGGAGCAGCUGCCACGCUGGGUGAGCAGGGGCUUGAAGCAAACGGCGAAGCAGAGGGAGAGGCUAGCGGCGGAGCGCAAGACUCCGGAGACGACGCCGCGCACCAGACGCAAGAUCAAGCCUCUGGUGAACGUCGAGUCCGAGCAGCUGAAGGCUAUCGUGCGUCAGGGGCGACAGUUGCGAAAGGCCGCGGGUACACGGAGGGAAGACCCGUCGAUCGAGAUAUUCGCCCGGACACCGCCGGCCACCACCACCUCGGACACGCAGCACCGUCUGCAGCAGCACUCGGAAUACAAAUACGAGAGAAUACCGCCGCCGUUUUAUCUUCACCCGCCACCCCCGGCGCCGCAUCCGUCGCCGCAGUUAUCGCCGGAGAGGUCCCUCGAGAUGCAACCGUGCAGGUCGCAGUACGAGCACUCCGAGGAUGACUCGCAUCCGGAAAAUGCGGCGCCGUACCAGAGCGGCGGUCGGCUGCGCCAUCAGCAGCUUCUCGAGAAGAAGAGCGUCUUCGAUAUCGCGUACAGCGAGGCUGCGCCGUCGCAGCUGCGAUCUGACAGCGCGACCCCGCCGUCCUAACUCGUAGACACUGAUCGAAUCGCAGAAACGAUCGCCGAGGAGGGAAGAGGAGCGGAAACAAUUAACGCCCAAGUCGAAGCUCGAGGCAGACAAGAAGUCUGCAAUUUUCCCGAAAACUCGCGAGAUCGAUACGAUCGUAGACAUUCCCCUCGUAUUAUAUAUAUGUAUGUUUAUAUAGGAAAGUAUCUAUGAUACAGCGAAAAUAAUUACUCGUUUCAGUAAGAAUAUUAUAUAAAAUAUUAUUUCGAUGCAUUUUCAAUUGUGUAACUAUCCUCGUGCAGUAUGUAACCAAAGUUCCUGGACUCUUUGAUAAUUGUUUGAUAAUUUAUUGUGGUUGCUUUAUAUAUUAUACCAAAGAUAACAAUUUUAUAUACACUUAUACGCAAUAGAAAAAAAUUAAAUGUCUUGUACAUAUAUUUCAUAGCGUCUUGUUAUUAAGUAGUACAUUAAUUAUUGCAUAUAGCAAUAAUUUUUCUAACUAAGUACUCUCAGUUUCUUUACUGCCGGUGAAAUAUUAUACGGGCUUAUCUUUAAGAAAAUGUAGUAAAAGUUGAUUACCGAAAUUUUAUAUUAAAUUUUAUUAUUCCACAGAUAAUGUUUAU
This is a messenger RNA of Vollenhovia emeryi, 9827 nucleotides long. Its product is annotated as cadherin-86C-like. Gene Ontology annotation, molecular function: calcium ion binding. Gene Ontology annotation, cellular component: plasma membrane. NCBI's taxonomy places the organism in Eukaryota, Metazoa, Arthropoda, Insecta, Hymenoptera, Formicidae. The record is from RefSeq and is a predicted model, not a curated record. The coding region runs from base 424 to 9225 and encodes 2933 amino acids. The transcript has 17 exons. Gene Ontology annotation, biological process: homophilic cell-cell adhesion.